Gossypium raimondii (Peruvian cotton) is the source of this 1520-nucleotide messenger RNA. Its product is annotated as mitotic spindle checkpoint protein BUBR1. The transcript is spliced from 11 exons. Gene Ontology annotation, molecular function: protein kinase activity. The record is from RefSeq and is a predicted model, not a curated record. The coding region runs from base 126 to 1256 and encodes 376 amino acids. Gene Ontology annotation, biological process: mitotic spindle assembly checkpoint signaling; meiotic sister chromatid cohesion, centromeric. Lineage: Eukaryota; Viridiplantae; Streptophyta; Magnoliopsida; Malvales; Malvaceae.
GGCAACUUUUCGGGGAGCCGUUGUUAGAUUUCAAAAUUUGAAAUCUCAUCUCCUUUUUCUAAAUUUCUCUCUUUUUUUUCCAUUUCUCAAACUCAGCAAGAAGAGAGCAGAAGAGCAGCCAAGCGAUGGAUCCAGAGACCGAGUUCCUUUCAUCGAAACGACAAACGGGAAACGAAUGGGAACUCUUCAAAGAAAACGUGAGACCUUUGAAGAGAGGCCGAAACGUCGAUCUCUUAAACCACGCUCUCAAAGCUCACACCAAUGAUCAACUCAAGAAAUCUCUCCUUGAAAACCGAAGGAGAUUGAUUGAGGCAAUAGAUGAGUACCAAGGAGACGAUCCUCUCCAGCCUUGGCUUGAUUGCAUUAAAUGGGUUCAAGAGGCAUUCCCACCAGGUGGAGACUUCUCAGGACUGGUAUUGAUCUAUGAGCAAUGCGUUCGUGCUUUCUGGCAUUCGGAUCGUUAUAAAGAUGAUCUCCGCUACCUCAAAGUUUGGUUGGAAUAUGCUGAGCAUUGUAGUGAUGCUGAGGUCAUUUAUAGUUUUCUUGAUGCCAAUGAUAUUGGGAAGACACAUUCAGCUUACUAUAUAGCAUAUGCUUUGCACAUGGAGUCCAAGUCUAAGAUGAAAGCAGCAAAUGAUAUACUCAAUCUUGGGAUAUCCAGUAAUGCUCAACCAAUAGAGAAGCUGAGGGAUGCAUACAAGAAAUUUCUUGCUCGCUCAAUGAGAAGACCUAAUGCUACUGAGGAAGAGUUGAAGGAAGAUGACUUACCAGUCCGAAGUUUCGGAACUGUCUUGGCCAGGGGAGAGAGUCAAAGGCAGGCCAUCAAAACUUUUGAGCUUGGCAGAAACAAGUUGAAGCAAGAUCAGGUGCACCGAACUCCAUUAUCUAUUUACAAUGAUACAAAUAUGGAUGUCAUGAGGGGUCAUCACUCUAAGCCAAGUACCGGUUCAAACUCUUGGCACACUCUUGGAGGUAGAGCUGAGAGAAACAAAGAAAAUAAUGCUAUGCCUGCAAAGUGGACAUCACACAAGAUUCCGCAGAGACCUGUGCCUAGAAUCGUAGGGGCUGUUGCAAGUGCUCAAAUUGAAGUUUUUGUUGAUGAGGAAUGUGAAGAAAAGCCAAAAGUGCAUGAUGAGAAGGACAGAACUUCAAGUCUGCAACUGAGAGAGUUGGACGGCAGAAACAUAAAAAAGGAAACUGAAUUACUUAGGGAGAACCCACUGCGAAAUUUCCCUUCAAAUAGUCUACCUAGAUGAUUUCAUGGUGGCUCCUUGGUGUGUUUGUAUCAUUUUCAUGGUGGGAUCAGCUUUUAACUCCAAAGCCUGGUCCAUAAUAUCAUGCUGUACUACGUUUUUUACUUGUUUGUUGGCUUUUAAGGUUUCAUCUUUUGUUGCUUUCAAUAAAUAGUCGAAAGAACACCUAUCUAAUGCUUGUAGUCAAGUUUUUUCAUGAUUUCCCAGUGAAGACAUAAGGUGGCUGAAUGAUUUAAUGAAGGUUUGCCUUCUCUGGCAAUUCAAAUA